UGCUUUGAUGGCACGCAGAUGCUCACGAUGGCCAAAUAGUUGGGGCCACUUUUAGGAGUUCUUCCUCCUGGGCAUAGCUGAAGACUUGGACAUUGGUUGCAGACUAUGAACAUCGUGAUGGGUGCUUCAAGGGGCGUGUCUUUGAUAUCCAUCUUUGCGUGAGUCGUUAUGAGCAUGUUCUGUACAGAUACUCUUUCAUCAAGGAAUAAGGUUGUGCUGGGAUUAAAAUCCUACAUCACACGAGCAUCAAGACUCGCACUUUGCGCGGGUACCAAAUACGGUGGGCGCAGGAAGUUGCCUAAUAUUGUGGGUCACAAGGUUUUGUGUAUCCUUUGUACCGGGCCAUUUGCGCUGUUUGCGAACUCAACAAUUCGUCGAGAUACCCGCGCCGCUCUGUAUGCCACGCAUUCAAUCACACUGCACUCACAUACACUCCGUGUUUUUCGCACAUUUAGGUCCCAAUUACUAGACGUUGUUACAGUGAAAGCAGUCAUUAUAAUUAUUGUCAUUUAUCACGGUCUUCAAUGAUCGUGUGAUUUCCGACGUGUCGCAAGUCCCCGAGGCCGGUGAAUGUUAUAAGAUGGAAGUCGCGAGGAGCGGCCUGAAGGUAUCCCUCCACAUUAAUGUCUCAUCCAAUCCCAUCAGAAUUCGAUAUCGUUUUUGCUGGAGGUGAGCAAAUAACAUCUUGUAGUGGUUUGCCCUCUUCACACAU
Suillus subalutaceus is the source of this 712-nucleotide messenger RNA. RefSeq lists its product as uncharacterized. The coding region runs from base 169 to 528 and encodes 119 amino acids. NCBI's taxonomy places the organism in Eukaryota, Fungi, Basidiomycota, Agaricomycetes, Boletales, Suillaceae. The record is from RefSeq and is a predicted model, not a curated record. The transcript has a single exon.